Messenger RNA from Rhizophagus irregularis DAOM 181602=DAOM 197198, 316 nucleotides. The record is from RefSeq and is a predicted model, not a curated record. Lineage: Eukaryota; Fungi; Glomeromycota; Glomeromycetes; Glomerales; Glomeraceae.
AAAUUCUCACGGUAAAUGUUUUCCAAAAUUUCUUUGAGGUAUACCGCUCCCAACUUGAUAGUAAAAAUAGAGGCGAAAAGAAUAUUUGUAUUCCUCUUAUUCUUACAUCUUUUGGAGAUAUAUGUCGUUGGAAAUUUCCCUGGUGUAUAUCCAGAUGUAUGUUCAGGAAAGUUUUUCACUUCUGCGUCUGAUAGUUUAAAAGUCUCGUUCUUUGAGUCUGCGUCGUAAAAGUCUCCUAAAUAUUCUAACUCCAGUCCCGCAAAACUCCUUAUAAAGCUUUCUAUGUGAGUUAUUACAAACUCUUGUUCUUUUGUUA